This is a messenger RNA of Diaporthe batatas, 1182 nucleotides long. RefSeq names its product DNA-directed RNA polymerase I subunit RPA43. Gene Ontology annotation, biological process: DNA-templated transcription initiation. The transcript has a single exon. NCBI's taxonomy places the organism in Eukaryota, Fungi, Ascomycota, Sordariomycetes, Diaporthales, Diaporthaceae. Gene Ontology annotation, cellular component: RNA polymerase I complex. The record is from RefSeq and is a predicted model, not a curated record. Bases 1 to 1182 code for a protein of 393 amino acids.
AUGUCUGCCGAAAUGGACUCAGACCACGAAGAAAAGCGCCACAAGAAGUCGAAGCGCAAGCAUCGGCACGAGGAACAGGGCGAAAAGAUGGACAUUGACCAGGAAUCAAAAGCGACCGAGACGCCCAAGAAAGAGAAGAGGAAGCACAAGGAAAAGAAGAGGAAACAGAGAACAGAGGAGACCGCAGGCGCCGACGCUGAGCCAGCUGCCUCGCCUGAAAAGAAGCACAAGAAACACAAGAGCUCAGAUAAGAAAGAAAAGAAGAGCAAACAUCACAAGUCCACAGCUGCGCCCGAGGAGACGACAGCGCACGCAGAGCGGAAAGACGAGGCAUUCGAGACCUUUGUUCCGGACCCGAAACAGUACCCCUUCUUCACGCAGACAUUCUCGCAGCGCAUCCCAAUCUGGCCGGCGGCGUUCGACGAGCCCCUGACCAAGACGGCGCGCGAGUACCUCGACCCCAUGCUGAACCGGUACUCGCCCAAGUUCAAAGGCGUGCUGCUGGCCUACAAGAAUGUCAACCUCUCGGAGCAGCCCCAGCGCGCAGACGCGAGAAACCCACCGACGGAUGACACGCCGGUGGUACUAGAAUCGGUCGAGUGCUACGCGCCCCCCUUCGCGUGGUUGACGGCCGAGCUGCACCUGUUCAUCCCGUCGCGGGGCGCCUGGAUGGAGGGCGAGAUCAACCUGCAGAGCGAGGGCCACAUCGGCGUCGUGUGCUUCGACAAGUUCAACGCUAGCAUAUCGAGGCGGAGCCUGCCGAAGGGUUGGACGUGGGUGGACCAGCCGGAGGAGGAGGAGGAGGAGCCCGAGCCGGUCGCCGCCGAGGAGGAUCCCUUUGUCGAGGGACAGGAGCAGCCCGCUGAAGGCGAGGAGGGAAAGAAGGCCGAGGAGACUCCCCAGCUGCGGAGCUCCGGCUACUGGCUGGACCGAAACGGCCAGAAGGUCACGGGCAAGAUCUAUUUCCGCAUCAAGAACUUCUCGAGUGGGUCCACGGGUGACUACACAUACUUGAGUCUGCAGGGAACCAUGCUUGACGAUGAGGCCGAGAGGGAAUCGGUCGCGGAGGAGAAGGCGAUCGAGAAGGCGAGGCGGGCGAGGCAGUCUCCCGGUGGACUUCUGUACCCCACCAUGAGGUUGCCAGAGUUCAGCAUGACGAGGCUCAAGGACGAAACCAUAUGA